Messenger RNA from Dothidotthia symphoricarpi CBS 119687, 2309 nucleotides. Its product is annotated as HET-domain-containing protein. The transcript has a single exon. The annotation marks the transcript as partial. NCBI's taxonomy places the organism in Eukaryota, Fungi, Ascomycota, Dothideomycetes, Pleosporales, Dothidotthiaceae. The record is from RefSeq and is a predicted model, not a curated record.
CGCAGAACAAGAGCUUCCAAACCUCUCCACUUCCUGAUCAAACCCAGAAAUCUUGUUUUUGUCGUCGUUUCAACGCCACUGUUGAUGUCCUACUUCGACACCACUCACGAUGCCAUGCUUACUUGAAUGGUCUGACGAGUCUCUCAAAGCCUGGUCGAAUGUAUUAGUUGCAGCAGCUAAACCUGCUCGAUAUCCCCACUUCCCGCAGCUUGAUCAAGACGGCUCCUGGAAAGAUUGGAGUCCCUCUCCGAACCUGCCUGAUCAUGAACCAACUUUCGUAGAGCAACCGCCACAGUCUCGACGCGCUUACCCGGGCGAUAAAAGCGCUAUAGAACACGAGCUCCAUCAACCGCUUCACUAUGGCACACUCACACACGACCAUAUACGGCUUUUGAAGAUUGAUCAUGCUAUGAUGGACGAUGAUGUGCUCCGCGGAUUUGAGCUUGUCACCGUUCCCCUGGAGACAGCCCCAGAGUACGAAGCCUUGUCCUACUGUUGGCGAGAUAUGCGUCUCUGUACCGGCAUAUUUUUCCCUGGAUGUGAUGGUUCUCAGCGCGUAUUACGCAUCACUGAAGAUCUGGCGACUUUUCUCUACGUGAUCAUUCGAUCGCAAGUUCGACCGAGGUACCUUUGGAUAGACCAGAUUUCAAUCAACCAGCAGGACACAAAUGAACGGAACACGCAAGUUAGAUUCAUGGGCAACAUAUACCAAAACGCCUCGCAAGUCCUUGUAUGGCUCGGUCAGCAGUCUGAUUUCCAGCCUGAAAGACAGUCUUUACCGAUGAACCCAGAACCACAUACAGACGUUGGCGGAAUCUCUGUUCUGCAAUGGAUAAUGUCGAGCGCAAUUUUUGCCCGACCUUGGUUUUCAAGAUUGUGGGUGUUCCAGGAGGUUGUACAAGCGAAACUGAUAAAAGUAUUCGUAGGCGACAGUCCACGAACUUGGCAAAGCCUUGACGACCUGGCGCGUUGGUUGUGGGACUCCAAGGAGUCUUCUGACAUGGCUCUCAUCUAUGCAUACAUAAACCCUGUUUUCCUUUACCAUGUUCAAAAAGCAAAAGAGGAAAUCGCAACACAAGGACAAAUGAAUUUGGCACGAUGGCUACCACAGAUUAACGGCAGGCUAAAGUGUCGAGAUGCGAGAGACAAAGUCUUCGCACUUCUUGGAUGCGCAAAAGACAUGUUCCCGGUUGAUUUCGUCGACUAUCGGAAGACAAACACCGAUGUCUUUACAGACUUUGCUAGAAUUCUGAUUGAGAGGACCGAAAGCCUGUCGAUUAUAGCAUAUUUCAACCCGGAGCGAAAUUGCAAUGUUCCCACAUGGGUUACGCAAUGGGACCAAUUCUACAAACUGAGUCUAGAGGGCAUAGAUAGAGAAUACCCUUACUCCGCAUCUCGAGGGCGCGCGCAUAUCACAGUACCUUCGACGAAUGCUCAGCGUCUCACUGUACAAGGCAAAGUCGUCGAUAUAAUCGAAGUGGAUAUGAACCUUCUACGCUGCAACUACCCUACUCACACUAUUGUAGUUCUUUACUCGAAUCUCAUAUCGAUGUUGGAUCAAGUUUGGCCUAAGAUGAGACACGUGUACCAUUCACCAAUCCAACCCAUAGACUGUUGUUCAGUCACAGACUACUACUGUCCCAACUUUGUUCGGGAUGCUGUCGAUGCUCUAUUGUGUCAUGAUGGUCACUCAUUGGACAAGAUAUAUUCCGUAAUUGAGAGUUUAUUAUUUCUUAUCAGAGAUGGAUACAGCCCAAGUGGGUUGUCAGGAGAUAUCAUCGUUGUAUCAAGCUCGCAAUUCAUGCGUGAAAUAGCAAAAUCUGUUGGAAGAAGGUUGGUAAUUCUUCAGAGCAGUAGAAUGGCUAUGGUCAGAGGGGUCGCGCAAGUGGGCGACCCUAUCGUCAUCCUGCAUGGUCUCAACACACCAUGCGUACUCCACAAAACAGAAGAAAAGGGUGAAUGGCAGUUCUGUGGAGAUACCUUUGUAAAAGGGAUUAUGCAAGGAGAAGGCGUAUCUUGGGAGGAGGACCAGGCGGACACUUUCGUUUUGAUCUGAAUCCUCAUACCCGCUACAUCGACUGUGCAUGUGCAAAAGCAAAGUCUAUAGACCAAAGAAACAAUACGGUUGGUGCUGACGAACUAUCCUAUUCUUCACAAAGUAUCAGGCUCAGAGCGUGGUAUCAACACCACGUCCCGUAACAAAGUCCUUGACAUGACUGCACCAGCCCUUAAGAAAACACAGCACACUUUGGACUCAAGAGCAAAACUGUUCAUGAUGACAGGUAUCAUGAGAUACCAGACCAGAUAAU